Molecule: messenger RNA, 1834 nt
Organism: Synchiropus splendidus (mandarinfish)
Lineage: Eukaryota; Metazoa; Chordata; Actinopteri; Syngnathiformes; Callionymidae
Gene: tbxa2r
Product: thromboxane A2 receptor
Exons: 4
Coding region: 244-1344 (366 amino acids)
Biological process (GO): inflammatory response; positive regulation of blood pressure; positive regulation of vasoconstriction
Cellular component (GO): plasma membrane
Molecular function (GO): thromboxane A2 receptor activity
Source: RefSeq, a predicted model, not a curated record
AGAAGAAGGAAGCAAGGCAGGGGGAAGAUGAGGAUCUGAGCUGCAGACGCAGUGGAGGGAGGAGAGUGGAGAGGAACGCUGGCUCAAAGUCUGCCCCAAUACUUCCACACAUUUCUCCCCAGCGGAGCAAACUACGAUGUUCCAAACUUCCAGCUGAAGGUCUCUUUCAUGAUAAGAAGAAGCCCUUUUCCGGCUGAUGCAGCCUUGCAUCUUCUGACCUGAGGCCCAGGACAACAAGACAUCAUGAACACGUCGACGAUCGCCAACAGCACCCCGCACUGCUACACCAUCAACAACCCUCCAUUUGAGUACGUGCCCACCAUCGCAUCUGCCUACUUCUCCUGCAUCUUCAGCGCCCUGGGUUUGACCUCCAACCUCAUAGCCUUCAUCGUGCUGGUCAAGUCUUUCCGACGGACGCACAGUCGGUCGCGCUCCUCCUUCCUCAUCUUCCUCGGCAGCCUGGUGGUGACGGACUUCAUGGGUAUUUUUGUCACAGGCUCCAUCGUGGUUUCUUUUCAUGUGACCCAUUUUAACUGGCGACUGCUGGAUCCAAGCUGCCACUUUUGCAACUUCAUGGGAAUGUCCAUGGUCUUCUACGGACUCUGCCCCCUGCUGCUUGGCGCGGCGAUGGCUGUGGAGCGCUUCAUCGGCAUCAACCAUCCCUUCGCCCACUCCAACCUGCCCAAGGGCCGUGCCAUCUGCAUGGUUCUGGGGGUUUGGUUGAUGGCGGGUUGUAUUUCCAUGCUGCCUGUGGCCGGCGUCGGGAGCUACCACAUGCAGAUGCCCGGCUCCUGGUGUUUCCUCAACAUCAGCUCUGAGGGAGACGAUCUGGUCUUCUCCCUGAUCUUCUCGCUCGUUGGUUUGUUUAGCAUUGCCAUGUCGUUUUUGUUGAACACAGUGAGCGUUGUGACUCUGGUCAAAGUGUGCUGCGGACAGAACCGACUUCAGCGUCGAAGGGACCACGAGGUGGAGAUGAUGGUGCAGCUCAUCCUGAUCAUGGUCAUAGCGUCCAUAUGCUGGUGCCCCUUUCUGAUUUAUAUUCUGAAGAGCGCUGUGACAUCAGCUCCUGUAACAGGUGAAAGUAUUGUGUUCUGCUUGCGAAUGGCCAGCUGCAAUCAGAUAUUUGACCCCUGGAUUUACAUCAUGUGUCAAGUGAACAAGCUCAGGGCUUUAUUGCUAAAACUGUGGCGUCGGGAGUCCCGGUCCAGAUCGGAUACCUCCUGCUGUGGCUGCGAUUCGCAACAUGGAAUCAGAUCCUGGACCCCUGGAUAUACAUCCUCUUUCGCCGAGCGGUGUUACGACGAUUCUUCCCCCGCAUUGACUGGACACGUGGUUCUGUCGUGAGCCUGUACCCGUCUUUAUGGGGCACCAUACGCAGGCUCACAUCAGAGCAGAACGAAGCAGCGGAGAAAACUAGCAUGCCCCUCUCCAACAUACCUUCUCAGUGACUGGUUUCCAAUUGUUGAGUCAUAUGCAGAAGAAGCAUUUCUCCCAUUUCACUACUUUUGCCAGGAACUUGUUGAGCAAAAAUAGUGACGUAAGUAAGAUGGAUUCAACUUCAUGGAACUUCUUACGAAAGUACCCUCUUGAUGCCCCAAAGUAAACUCUGCUGUAAUGCUGAACGUGAAUGUAGGCAAUGUUACGCCUCGAAAGCACUUGCAGACUUUGCUUGUGGGCUAACAGUAGCCAUCUGCAUCUGAGGAAGUUUUUAUUGUUUACAGCUCUCAACAAUGCUUGACAGUUUAUCACCAUCUAUCAUGUGCAUGCAGCGUUGGAAGGAAAGAAAUGUAGCGACCGAAAUGUAAUUGUGGAACAUUAAAUCUGUUUAACAUGA